Messenger RNA from Aspergillus fischeri NRRL 181, 1359 nucleotides. It is a transcript of the gene fmpR, whose product is annotated as Zn(II)2Cys6 domain-containing transcription factor fsqA. NCBI's taxonomy places the organism in Eukaryota, Fungi, Ascomycota, Eurotiomycetes, Eurotiales, Aspergillaceae. The record is from RefSeq and is a predicted model, not a curated record. The transcript has a single exon. The coding region runs from base 1 to 1359 and encodes 452 amino acids.
AUGACUGCCACACAGCCAGCGUUGCAAAGGUCUUCGUUGGCCUAUCACAACAGUGGCCCAGUCUUUUCUCCUCCUAACAGUCUCGUCACCGCUGCCCCAAAGCUACACCAAAACAGCCUAUCAUUCAACCAUCAGCGAAGCGAUUCAGUCGCCGCACACGGUGGUCUGCAGACUAGACGACAGUCCCACGAUACUGAUUCACUAUGUGAAAUGCCGAGCAUGUCCCACGAAUGGAUGACAUAUCUUCAAGACCAUAAGAUGGACGGACAGGGUUUGGGUAUGGAAACGCCCCCCUUGAUCGAAUCGGAUUUCAACUUGUGUCGGGAUCCAGCGAUGGACAACAUGCAUGAGCACAACAUGAUGAUCGAGCUGAUACACCAAGACCAUCAGGAGGAAUGGAACUCCGGUCCACCUGAGCUUGAGGCGUACACAGACCCAAUCGUGCCUCCGAACCCGGCUCCGUUGAAAGCCCGAAAGCUGACCAGCCCGGACUGCGACGACUACCCCUAUGGCCAUACCAGGCGGUCAUCACCCACAUCGACGCAACCCGCCGAGUCAGCGAGAUCUUGCAUACAAGAGCUCGCCCAAUUCAACGAGAUGUUACUGCGCGACAAAUGCAGCCUUGAAGAUGCGUCGACGCGGAGAGGAUACAAAGACAGUUGGCUCUCCAUCGGGCGGACACUGCAUCACUGUCAGGAAUUUUUUUCGAUCCUCAAGCGUAUCAAAUAUUCACGCCCCGAUUCGCACUUGAGCGCAGACCGGGCGAGGUCACUGUGGUCGGUCCUGCCGGAGGGCAGCAGGCUGGUCGACGGCGCGCCGACGGACUCCCAGCAGGCACGACGAAGCCUGGGAAGUGGCGCAACGCCCUGCUCCUUGUCCCCGGUCAGAUCCUCUUCGACAUCGUCGACAGCGCCGACCUCGUAUCUCGACUUGUCGACUUUGUUGUCGAUCCUCUUCUGCUACACCUAUAUUCUCCAAGCAUACGAAGACAUUCUUACAUCGAUCCUCCACGCGGUCACUCGACCUACUCCGACUAUACCGCCCACAUUAAGUGGGCUCCGUAUCGACGGGUUCCAGCUUGAUGGUCACCACACGCUUCAGCUGGAAUGUCUCAUGCAUGUGAGCUACAACCUUCUCGAGAAGGUUGAGAACAUAUUGUUCGGGUCGGCAGGAUACGAGGAACUGUCAAAUCCGGUGAAAUGUGGCAUGCUUGGAGACAAACUGUCCGCUGGUUUGAUUGACGCGCUAUUCGAGCACAAUGAAACAAACAGCCUCUUGCACUGCCAGGGAAAGAGAGAGGUGGCUGCCAAAAGAUUGAUUCGGGAGAUUCAGGCUGCACUCAAACAGCUUGAUCUUUGA